Messenger RNA from Gracilinanus agilis (Agile Gracile Mouse Opossum), 957 nucleotides. RefSeq names its product integral membrane protein GPR137B-like. Gene Ontology annotation, biological process: negative regulation of bone resorption; negative regulation of osteoclast differentiation; regulation of autophagy. Gene Ontology annotation, cellular component: lysosomal membrane. Lineage: Eukaryota; Metazoa; Chordata; Mammalia; Didelphimorphia; Didelphidae. The record is from RefSeq and is a predicted model, not a curated record. The transcript has a single exon. The coding region runs from base 1 to 957 and encodes 318 amino acids.
AUGGAGGUUCCUCAAUGGGACCCACUGAGAAAUGACUCCCUGCCACCCACCCUGACCCCAGCCUUGCCCCCCUACGUAAAGCUUGGCCUCACCAUCUUCUACACCGUCUUCUACUCACUCCUCUUCGUGUUCAUCUACGCCCAGCUCUGGCUGGUCCUGCACUACGGACACAAGCGUUUCAGCUACCAGACCCUCUUCCUCUUCCUCUGCCUUUUCUGGGCCUCUCUGCGGACCAUCCUCUUCUCCUUCUACUUCAAAGACUUUGUCGCGGCCAAUUCACUGAGCCCUUUCGUCUUUUGGCUGCUUUAUUGCUUUCCCGUGUGCCUCCAAUUUUUCACCUUGACCUUGAUGAACCUGUAUUUCACUCAGGUGAUUUUCAAAGCAAAAUCAAAAUACUCCCCAGAAUUACUGAAAUACCGACUUCCCCUCUACCUGGCUUCCCUCUUCAUCAGUCUUCUUUUUCUGUUGGUGAAUCUAACCUGUGCAGUACUCGUAAAAACAGAAAAUUGGGAGAGAAAGAUUAUUAUUUCAGUUCGAGUUGCCAUUAACAAUACCCUCUUUGUUCUCUGCGCCAUCUCGCUGUCUGUCUGCCUCUACAAGAUUUCCAAGAUGUCCUCAGCCAAUAUAUACUUGGAAUCUAAGGGUUCAUCUGUGUGUCAAGUGACUACCAUUGGAGUGACCGUUAUCCUGCUUUAUGCAUCCAGAGCCUGGUACAACUUGUUUAUAUUAUCCUUUUCUCAGAAUAAGAAUGUCCAUUCCUUCGAUUAUGACUGGUACAACUUAUCAGACCAGGCAGAUCUGAAAAAUCAGCUUGGAGAUGCUGGCUAUGUAGUGUUUGGAGUGGUCCUUUUUGUGUGGGAGAUCCUGCCCACCACCUUAGUUGUUUACUUCUUCAGAGUUAGAAAUCCUACAAAGGACCUGACAAACCCUGGGAUGGUCCUGAGCUCAGUGGAGUGA